Centruroides sculpturatus (bark scorpion) is the source of this 473-nucleotide messenger RNA. Its product is annotated as rho GTPase-activating protein 26-like. Gene Ontology annotation, cellular component: cytoplasm. NCBI's taxonomy places the organism in Eukaryota, Metazoa, Arthropoda, Arachnida, Scorpiones, Buthidae. The transcript is spliced from 2 exons. Gene Ontology annotation, molecular function: protein binding; GTPase activator activity. The record is from RefSeq and is a predicted model, not a curated record. The coding region runs from base 177 to 446 and encodes 89 amino acids.
GCGUAUGUAGUUUAAAAAGGUUGGCAACACUUACCGACAAGAGUGACUUUAACGUCGCCCAGCAGUAAUUUCUUAAACUACCGUAGUAGAGAUGUUAGUUUCGUUCAGUUUUUUAGUUUAUGUCGUUUUGUACAUAGAAGGAAUUAUUUGCUAAUUUAUAACGAAAGAACAACGAUAUGGGUCUUCAGCCUUUAGAAUUUACAGAAUGUCUGACGGACAGUCCUUACUUCCGCGAAAAACUUCACGCCCACGAAAAGGAGCUGGACAAGACAAGUCAGGCGAUCAAAGGUCUUAUCCGAGAGGUGAAGGAACUUCUCGGUGCUGCCAAAAACCUUUCAAGAGCACAACGAAGUCUUGCAAAUACUCUAAUGAAUUUCAAGUUUGAAUGCAUAGGAAAUAGUCAAACUGAUGAUGAAAUAGUUAUAGGUAUGAUUUGCUGUUUUUAAUAUUGUGGUAUUUAUUUCACAUUUAAG